Molecule: messenger RNA, 5870 nt
Organism: Oncorhynchus masou masou (cherry salmon)
Lineage: Eukaryota; Metazoa; Chordata; Actinopteri; Salmoniformes; Salmonidae
Product: filamin-A-interacting protein 1-like
Exons: 6
Coding region: 634-4287 (1217 amino acids)
Source: RefSeq, a predicted model, not a curated record
GCUGCUAACAGCCAUGAGUGACUGAGAACACUUGUUAAAUAUAGUUCUCCACUACACUCAAGAGUUCUACACUCUCCUGCCCAGGAACAACAGGGGAAAAGGCAGGGUCUUGGCUUCUGACAAAGGCUGUAUGCACUUACAGUAUCUACCCUCCUCUCCAUCUAUCUCUGGAUAUCUCUAUUUGAAGGGAAAACUGUGGCAAAAAGUGACAGUUGAAGCAACUCUGACCACCUCCUCUUGUCUGCUGGUCUCUCAUUCACUCACUCACUCACUCACUCACUCACUCACUCACUCACUCACUCACUCACGCAUCGCCUCACUGUGACUCUGCUGACCCAAACCCCUGGGUUAGGACAAAGCUUCAGACGGCUUUUCAUUGCCUCUAACUUUGACAGGAGAGAAGAGGAGAAGCAAGGUAGAAGAGAAGAGUAACAGGAGAGAGGAUGGAUAUCUUUUGACAAAUCUAGCUUUAUCAUGCUGUCUCUUUUUGACACACACAGUCAAGGUAACUGAAGUGCAUUGAGACAUUGAGGAGACACUGUUUUUACUGUGUGACUUGAUUCUCAGUAACUCAGAUAUUCACUUUUUAACCUGUCGUCACCUGUGAUUUGGAACCAUUGAGAACAGGUGAGAAUGCGGUCCAGGAGCAGCACAGCCAUGGAGGGCCCAGAUGACAGACAGAUAAACCGGGUUACCCAGCCCACCAAAGCCUUCACCAAAGAGGAGGAGAACACACUAGAGAAACAGAAGGAGGGGAAGAUCCAGACAGUGGAGCCUGGAAAGGUGAAAAGGCCCCAGAGAACCCCAGAGAGCUGCAGAGGACAACAGAAUGCAGCAUGGGUGACGGAACUCUCUAAGGAGGAUUUUCUCCGUCUGCUGGGGGUCAUGGAGGGGGAGGUGCAGGCCAGAGAGGACAUCAUCCACAUGCUGAAGUCAGAGCGUCCCCAACCCGAAGCCCUGGAGGCCCAUUACGGCUCAGCUGCCCCCAUCAAACCCCUCCAGGCCCUGCAGAGAGACAGCCUACUGACCAACAACACUUCAACGCUAGGGGACGACGUCUACCAGAUGCCCAUGCAAGAGUUGGACCGGCUGGAGGAGAAGCAUCGCGAGACUUAUAGGCGUAUGCUGGAGCAGCUGCUGCUAGCUGAGAAGUGUCACCGCCGCACAGUUAACGAGCUGGACAAUGAGAAACGCAAACACACCGACUUCAUGAACAAGAGUGAUGACUUCACCAACCUACUGGAACAGGAGAGGGAGAGAUUAAAGGAGCUGCUGGAGCAGGAUAAGGUGUACCAGGCUUGUAAAGACAAGGAUCAGAGCAGGAGGCUAGAGAAGGUCCGUGAGGAGCUGGUCAAACUCAAGUCCUUUGUCCUGAUGCUGGUGGACGAGCGGCAGCUCCACAUCGAGCAGAUCGACCAGCAGAGCCAGAAGGUCCAGAACCUCAGCAGCGAGCUCCAGGAGAGAGAACAGCGACUGGUCGCUGUCAGCGGCAACGCCAAGGAGGACAGCCAGAAGGUCCACAAACUCGAGGUGGAGCUAGAGUGCAAAGCCACCAAGUUCACCCAGGAGCGUGAGGAGAUGACUGCCAAGCUGGCCAACCAGGAGUUCCAGAGCCGCCAGCUCCGCCUGAAGCUGGCAAGCCUGGCCCACAGGAUCGAGGAGCUGGAGGAAAGCAACAAGGCACUGCAGAAGUCAGAGGAAGACCUCCUAGAGCUGAGGGACAAGAUCAGCAAGGGGGGUGGGAACUCCAGCCUCAUGGCGGAGCUGGAGACACUGCGCAAGAGAGUCCUGGAGAUGGAGGGCAAGGAUGAGGAGAUCACCAAGACAGAGAGCCAAGCCAGGGAGCUAAGGAAGAGGCUACAAGACGAGGAGACCACUGGCCGGGAGCUGAGGCUGGAGGUGGAAAAAUUGCAAAAGAGAAUGGGGGAGCUGGAGAAACUGGAGAGAACUUUCAACAUGAACAAAUCAGAGUGUGCAACACUUCAUGUUAACAUAGUAAGAGAGAAAGGACUGGCAAAUGACUUAGCUGGUGAGCUGGACACAGUUAAAAAACAUAUGAAAGAACUGGAGAACUCUGAAUCGAGACUUGAGAAAGCAGAGAUGGGCCUAAAGGAUGACCUGAUGAAGCUGAAGUCAUUUACAGUGAUACUAGUGGAUGAGAGGAAGAACAUGACUGAGAGAAUAAAACAAGAGGAGCUAAAGAGCGAUGAUUUAAAUAAGAUGUUCAAAACUGAGCAGGGUAAGGUUAUGGAAGUCACAGAAAAGUUGAUUGAGGAGAGCAAAAAGUUCCUCAGACUGAAAUCAGAAAUGGAGGUAAAAGUGACGUCGCUUACUAAAGAGAAAGAUGAACUGAAAACAAAACUCGCAAGUGAAGAGGAAAAGUGCAGGGAUCUUAGCUUCAAGGUCGACGUGAUGAAAAAACAAAUGAAGGGGCUAGAGGAGGCAGAAAGAGAAUCAUUAAAAAGCAGAGCUAAUAAGGACAAAAUAUCCCUAGCUGAGCACAACAAAGUCAACGAGCUAACGCAGGAAAUCGAAAGACUCAAAAACCGCCUAAAACAGCUAGAGGUGGUGGAAGGUGACCUGAUGAAGACAGAGGACGAGUACGAAUUACUGGAGAAGAAGUUUCGAACGGAGCACGACAAGGCCAUUGUUCUCGCUCAGCUGCUGGAUGAGAUGAAGAGUCAGACCGCCAUGAACAAGGCCAUAGAGAAGGGAGAGGCGGUGAGCCAGGAGGCUGAGUUAAGGAUUCGCUGCAAAAUAGAAGAGGCCAGAGCCAGAGACCUGCAGGCAGACGUCCAGGCCCUCAAAGAGAAGAUCCACGAGCUGAUGAACAAGGAGGACCAGCUCUCCCAGCUGCAGGUAGACUACUCCCUCCUCCAGCAGAGGUCCAUGGAGGAGGUUGACAAGAAGAAGAGCCUGAGCCAGGAUGUGGUCAACCUCACCAAAGAGCUGGAGGUCACCAAGCGCUACAGCCGCGCCCUGCGUCCCAGUAUGAAUGGGAGGAGGAUAGUAGAUGUCCCAGUCACCUCCACCGCAGUGCAGACAGAUGUAGUGGUCAAUGAGUUUGUUGAGGAGGACACACCUGCAGUGUUCAUCAGGAAAUCUGUCCUGGAGGAGAACCAUAUUAUGAGCAACCUGAGACAGAGGGGUCUAAAGAAGCCUGUAACCGUGCUGGAGCGCUACCCCCCUGCAGCCACUGAUCUGGGCCUGAGAAAAUCUUGGAUACCUUGGAUGAAAAAGAAUGAUGCAGUGACGAUCACUCAGACCACCCCAGAGAAGACCCUAUCCCCUCAGGUUAAUGGGGACUAUUCCGCUCGUCCACCCGAGCUGACCAUGUCCCAAAAGCCAGGCCAGCCGCUGCACAUCCGAGUGACCCCCGAUCACGAGAAAAGCACUGCCUCCUUGAAGAUCACUGGCCCUCGUGCUGAGGACUUCUUCUCCAGCGCCACCAUCAUCCCCACAUUGGGCCUUCAGAGGCCCCGCAUCACCAUUGUUCCCAAGCCCACCACCGUGUCCUCAAAGAGCAAGCCAGGUGAGGGCAUGAUGGGUGGGCCUGAGCGGUGCAAGUCUCCAGUCACCAUCACCACCAUCUCCAGGGCCAAGUCCCCAGACAGGAGUAAGGGCUCCUCCUACUCAGACUCGAACAGACCUCUCUCCCCCGUCUCCAUCGUCACAGUGAACACCACUCCAGUGGCCUUUGCCUCCACAUCCCCUGAGACCCAUGAUAUGAGCACCAUGGGCCGGGCUGUGUUCAAGGUGACCCCAGAGAAGCAGUCGUUGACGCCUGUCCGAAACUACAACUCCAAUGCCAGUAUCAUCACCACCACAGAGGACAACAAGAUCCACAUCCACCUGGGAGCUCAGUUCAAGAGGCCAUCACACCGUAGCAGUAGCAGCCCCACGGUGACAGUAAGGCCCCUUUGUGUGAGCACAGAGAGCAAGGAGGCACCCACAGGUACGGUGCUGCGCUCCCCAUGUCAACCCAACAACACCGCCAUGCCUGGGAAGACUACGCCAAGCAAAUUGACCAGCAGCAUCACCAUCACCCCCAGCACCUCUGCCCUAUCCAGGCCAACUCAGUCUGUACCCGGGGCGGAUGUGCAGUCAACUCGGGCCACGGCCACACGAAUCCCUAUGCCAAAAGGUAUGAAAACAGGCAAGGCAGUUGUGACAGGCGUUUCCACUGUGACACGGAUAGAGUCGCGAGCCGAGAGCCAGUCUAUGAAAAUUGAACUGAAGAGGUCAACAGUCUGCAGCUCUACCUCCUCAGGGGGAGGGAAGUGCUGAGGGCCACAUGCUGCCCCCACUAUCUAUCUAUGGACUCAGAGUCCCCCAUGAGUCAAUUCUGACCAGUCUUGCCAGCCAAAAACAGAAUAGGAUACUGUAGCCAGUGUUGGAUUUCAUCUGCUCACAGAUACACAGAGAAUAGCUCUAUCAGAAACCACAGACAUGUCUAUUUUCUCCAUUUCAAACAUUGGGGCAGCACAUUGAAAUUAGAUUGUAUUGUAGUUUUGUAUGUUUCCCAAAAAUAUUUGUAUAUCCAUGUUGAUUUCAAUCAGGCUGUGUGGCACGUUGACCAGAAUGCAUUUCCAUGCAUGUUUUAAUUAGACCAGAAUGCAAUGUUUUUUUUUUUGAUUGACACAAUGUUAUUAGUCCCUCAUCAGGCUUGUUGUCACACAGAGUUGUUGAUAUUUUUUGGUUUCAUAAUUCAUGUUGUUAAAGGUCUAAUGUAGACAUUUAUCUAUCUAAAUAUCAAAUCAUUUCUGGGUAAAAAUUAAGUACCUUAGUGUGAUUGUUUUCAAUUAAAAUGGUCAAAAAGGAAACAAAAAUAGCAUUUUAGCAAAGGACCAUUUCUCAAGCAAGAAUUUAUGGGAAUGGCCGGAGAGGGGAAAACUGAAAAUUAGCUGUCUUUACAAACAGCUCUUACACCAAAAGGGCAUUAUCAUCAUAUUCACAAUAUUAUUUCAACCUCAUAGUGUGAAAAAUAUAAACACAGGAUAAUCACAUUUUUGACUGCACUGGGCCUUUAAUAGUUUUGUUUAUUUCACCAUUUCUUAUGGAGGUUUUGGAAUACGGUACAGUAGCUCUUAUGAAUUGUGUGUAAAAUACCUUUUGAUCAGUCAUCAACAACACUAAUUUGUGCCACAUUUUAAAAAAUAUAUUUUUCUUUGGAAUAAAGUACGACUGUUUGUUUAUAUUAUUCAUGUGGAGAUAUUACAAUGCAAAAUCUUCUUGAUGUUCACUAAAUAAAGAAUUUUGUGAAAGCAGGAGAGUGAGAGUAACAAACAGGAAACCUUCCAUGUUUGAGUGUUUUAUCCAUACUACUCUCAUAGAGGACUCCUCUUUAUAUCUGUAUCAUUACAGCGUCUGUGACAGCAUGGGCAGCGCCAUCCCGACCCGGUUGUCUACUUUGACUACUGUAAAAUAGCGCAAGCCCUCAAUGGCAAUGUCCAUGCUAAAACAGGUUCCAUCCAUGAUGAGUCCUCUAUCUCUAUGACUGCUCUGUAGAAUGACAUCUGUAAAAUGGCUUACAGCAUGUCAGAGAAGACUAAACAAAAAUUAACUCUUCAUCUGUAAUCUUGCAUGUCCAUAAUGUUUUAGGGACAGAUUGAAAUUUACUGGGUGGGAGGAGAUGGUCCAACUCAAGGUGUCAUUAAAAAACUAAAUGCAUCCCUCUCCUCAAAGUAAAAAAUAUUUUCACAUAAUGUUUACGACCACAAAUAUCAAUAACUGUAGCGACCCUGUGUUUAUAAUUGUAAAUAUCAACGUUGCCACAGCAUGCUUUUGUGGAACAGUCGAUGCCACGCAGGUCUAUGGGCCAGAAGGUUGAGGUUUCGCCGACCACCACAGACAAGCUCACUCUCCCUGCA